Messenger RNA from Pseudo-nitzschia multistriata, 1399 nucleotides. NCBI's taxonomy places the organism in Eukaryota, Bacillariophyta, Bacillariophyceae, Bacillariales, Bacillariaceae. The record is from the annotation of a GenBank genome assembly.
GGCACGUUAGUAGAAAUAACCUGUUGAUGUGAGGCAAAACAACGAGCAGCUACCAGUCAUCUCAUCAUUUAAAUGCCAUCAAAAGGCCUAGUUGGUCCAUAGAGACAACAGGAUUCCAGGAUUGUAAUACGCUACGGUAGGACAGGACACAUGUAUUUGUGUUUGUACAUUUUUGUUUUUGUUUGACUUACGUGCAACAGUACUUGCCAGAGCGAACGGCUCCAUCUACCAUUUCAUUUGAUUGCUCCAAGGCAAUUCUAGUUUAACAACAAUGUUUCGUCAAGACACAUCCGCCGCUCUUCUCGGGAAACCGCCGAAAUAUAUCAAGAACUCGGUCGGUAAAAUGGUCCUAAACCCGGCGUACAAAGAAUGGAGGAACAAGAACGGCCCCAAUCCUAAUCCCAAUCUUACCAGCAGCACAAGCUCGUAUGCAUCCACCUCUGUUCCGGUGGCGGUGGCCGAAGACAACAAGGCGGUUGCAGUGGGAAGACCAAUAGAUACGCCACCGGAAGCUCCUAGAUCGUCGGUGGCUUACAUCGAACGCAAACUCGGCGACCUGGAAAAGCUAAAGAGUUUGCUCACGGAAGAAGAAUACGAGCGCAAACGAGCCGAAAUCAUUGACUCUCUCGGCUUGUCUUCCGACGACGAUUCCGAGAGCACCGGCUCCUACGCUUCGGAUUGCUCCUCGAGCACCUGCUCCUACGACUACGGUUCGGAUUAUGUUGAUGCCAAUGACAGGUUCUCCCACCUGGAUCCAGCGAAGGUGAGACGGGACGACCAAGGACAGCUCUAUAUGUACUCUGUCGAGGUGCCACAUGGGGUCCGGGCCGGGGACACCUUUCGAAUUUUUUUCAUCGACGGCAAGGAGUACGCCGUGACGUGCCCGAUGGGGGCCCGAGCGGGCAAGACCAUCGUCGUCCCCGUGCGCUUGCCGGAACCCGAGCCGGUCGCGAAGGUCACUCCCUUUGCCGAUGCUUCGCCAUCGACUCGGCGAAAACAGCGGAGGGAGGACCACAGCCGCCGGAGGGAGGACCACCGGGAGGAGCGCAGGUACAAACGGCAGGAACGAAGGGAGCGCUUGAAGGAAAAGAAGGAUCGCAGGCAGAGUCGGUUCGAGCACCGGCAGCGGCGGUCUUUCACGCGGCAGCAGCAGGAGGGAAACGACGCAUCGGCGUCCGCGUCCGCCUCUCUCUUUACCGUCAUCGUCCCGGAGGGGGUGGGUCCAGGCCAGCGCUUUCGCACCACGGUCCCGGCCGGUCAUGGCCAGCGCCCGCGCGAGUACGAGGUUGUCUGUCCCCCGGGCGCCGGACCCGGAGCCAAGGUUCAGUUUCGGAUGUAGCUGCUAGCAGGAUGGCGAUCCAUCCAAUUUGUUUGGUCACCGUAGCAACACACAAAUUUA